GCGGCCGGGCCUGGCCGCAGGUGGGUGCUGCGGGCGGGCUCCGUGACGGGGCCGGGGAGGCCGUGCCCUCCCGUCCCGGCAGGCCGCUCCGCCAUGAACCAGUUCAGCUUCGGCUCGGCCUCGGCCGGCGGCGGCGGCGGCUUCACGUUCGGCACGCCGAAGACCGCCGCCACCACGACGGCCGCCGGCUUCUCCUUCACGCCCGCCCCGUCGGGGGGCUUCAGCUUCGGCAGCGCGGCGCAGACGCCCGCCAGCAGCCAGCCCGCGGCGCUCUUCUCCUUCAGCACGCCCGCCACCACCGCUCCACCCGCCGGCUUCAGCUUCGGCACGCCUGCCGCCGCCGCCACGCCGGCAGCCAGCGUGUUCCCGCUGGGGGGCAACGCACCCAAAUUAAACUUUGGAAGCAGUAGCACAACUCAAGCUACUGGGAUCACAGGGGGGUUUGGGUUUGGUAGCUCUGUACCAACCAGCACACCCUCGAGUCAAGCAGCAGCCCCUACUGGCUUUGUGUUUGGAGCUGUUGCCAUCACCGCCACCACCACCACGACCACCACCACUCAGUCUGGGACAACUGGAGGCUUUACUUUCGCUAGCGGUACCACGACCCAGGCGGGAACAACCGGCUUCAACAUUGGUGCUGCAAGCACCACGACUCUGCAAGCAGCACCCACGGGGUUGACCUUUGGAGCAGCACCUGCUGCUGCGGCCACCACUGUGGCCACCUUAGGAACCACAACCCAGCCUGCAGCCCCCUUCAGCCUAGGGGGACAGUCCUCGGGUCUAAACUUCGGAUCGUUGACUUCAACAGCAUCAACAGCAGCUACUAGUGCACCCACGGCAACACUGACUGCUACUACCAGCCAGGGACCCACUCUGACCUUUGGAAACAAACUGGGAGUAACAUCCACAGCUUCUACAACGGCGGCUACCACCACAGCUUCCCUUCUUGGUUCAACGGGCCCUACUUUGUUUGCAUCUAUAGCAAGUUCUUCAGCACCGACCUCAUCUACCACCACAGGCCUAUCACUUGGUGCCCCUUCCACUGGUACAGCUGGUCUUGGGACUUCUGGAUUUGGCUUAAAAGCUCCUGGAACAACAGCUGCAGCAACGAGCACAGCCACAAGCACUUCUGCUUCUAGUUUUGCUUUGAAUCUUAAGCCAUUAACUACAACGGGUGCUACUGGAGCUGUGACUUCUACAACUGCUAUAACCACCACAACAGCCAGUGCACCUCCAGUGAUGACUUAUGCCCAGCUUGAGAGUUUGAUAAAUAAGUGGAGUCUAGAACUGGAAGAUCAAGAGAAACACUUUCUUCAUCAAGCUACACAAGUUAAUGCCUGGGAUCGGACACUGAUAGAGAAUGGAGAGAAGAUUACUUCAUUACACAGAGAAGUAGAGAAAGUGAAGCUUGAUCAGAAGAGAUUGGAUCAGGAGCUAGACUUCAUUCUGUCUCAGCAGAAAGAGCUUGAAGACUUGUUGACCCCUCUGGAGGAGUCUGUGAAGGAACAGAGUGGGACUAUCCAUUUGCAGCAUGCAGAUGAAGAACGGGAAAAGACCUAUAAGUUGGCUGAAAACAUAGAUGCUCAGUUGAAGCGUAUGGCACAAGAUCUCAAGGACAUCAUUGAGCACUUGAAUACAUCAGGAGGCCCAGCAGACACCAGUGACCCGCUUCAGCAGAUCUGUAAAAUUUUGAAUGCACAUAUGGAUUCAUUGCAGUGGAUUGACCAGAACUCAGCAUUGUUGCAGAGAAAGGUGGAAGAAGUGACAAAGGUUUGUGAGAGCCGCCGCAAGGAGCAAGAGCGCAAUUUUGGGAUCACAUUUGAUUGAAAGUCUCAAAAGUUAUUAACCUAAUAUCCACAUAGGAAUAGGUUGGUGGGGACCUAAGUCUAAACUUGUGAUCUGCUUUUCUUUUUGUUGCAAUAAAGUUUGUUUAUAUUCCAAAGCUA
Messenger RNA from Oxyura jamaicensis (ruddy duck), 1946 nucleotides. RefSeq names its product nucleoporin 62 C-terminal like (gene NUP62CL). The record is from RefSeq and is a predicted model, not a curated record. Gene Ontology annotation, biological process: protein import into nucleus; RNA export from nucleus. The transcript is spliced from 12 exons. Gene Ontology annotation, cellular component: nuclear pore central transport channel; nuclear pore. Bases 94 to 1827 code for a protein of 577 amino acids. Gene Ontology annotation, molecular function: phospholipid binding; structural constituent of nuclear pore. Lineage: Eukaryota; Metazoa; Chordata; Aves; Anseriformes; Anatidae.